This is a messenger RNA of Neurospora crassa OR74A, 2325 nucleotides long. RefSeq names its product 1-acylglycerol-3-phosphate O-acyltransferase. The transcript is spliced from 3 exons. Gene Ontology annotation, biological process: phosphatidic acid biosynthetic process. Bases 560 to 1477 code for a protein of 305 amino acids. Lineage: Eukaryota; Fungi; Ascomycota; Sordariomycetes; Sordariales; Sordariaceae. Gene Ontology annotation, molecular function: 1-acylglycerol-3-phosphate O-acyltransferase activity. Gene Ontology annotation, cellular component: endoplasmic reticulum; membrane. The record is from RefSeq and is a predicted model, not a curated record.
CCAUCGGCUACGUCGUUCAUUUGUUGCUUCUGCUUCUGCUUCAGCUGCUGCGUCUUAUUGCUUGUGCCGUGUGUCCAGCCUCUCUUGUGCCGCCGUCCUGUUUGUAUCUCUCUUGUCGGUGAACGUGAAUACAUCUUCUCUCUACUUUCAUCCAUCACAGUCACUCUCAAACAGCAGCUGAAGCUACCUCCAGUCUUACACACCAGAUCCUGUGUCACGCCAGCCCUUUCCUCUUUCUCUCUCUCACCAGCAACCAGGUCCCUGAUACCCUUUUCCCCAACAACAUCUCGGUUCCUUCCCACGCUGCAAGGCCAAGACUGCUGCACACUUUGCGCCGCUACUUGGAUCCGACGAAAACGCAUAUCCGACCCUACUGCCCUUUCCCCGACCGCUAUCUAGCACCCCCCGUCUUGCCUGCGUCAUAUUUCCAACCACACGCGACGUCCCGAUCUUUCCGCAGGGCAGACCCCGUUUUAGCGGCAUCGCAAACCCCUUCCGAGUCCCACUUGCGGAAUAAAAACAUACCUCUGGGACCGUUGGGUGUCUAGUCACCGCUGUCAUGGCCAGUCUUCUCUACUACCCGGUCUACUUCCUCGAAGGCUGCGUCGCCCUCACCAUUGGCUUCUACAUGCUGUCCCUCAUCCUGCCCCGAGCAGCCUUCGUGGCCCGUUCGCUCGCCAGCUACCUCUCGCUGCUCCUCUGCGCCGGUUUCGGCGUCAUCACCUCCAUUGCCUUCUCCUUGCUCGGUCACGGCCAGAGCGCGCAAUGGGCCGUCGGCCGCUCCUUCAAGUACGUCAUGGCGCUGACCACGGGCGUCCGGUUCAAGAUCGACGACCCUAAGAACAUCCUCGGCAAAACCCGUCCCGCCGUCUUCAUUGGCAACCACCAGACCGAGCUCGACGUGCUCAUGCUGGGCUGCAUGUUCCCCAAGUACUGCUCCGUUACGGCCAAGAGCUCGCUGCGCAAGACCCCAUUCCUCGGCUGGUUCAUGUCCCUCUCGGGUUCCAUCUUCAUCGAUCGCGCUAGCAAGACCGACGCGCGCGCCGCUAUGGCCGGCGCCGCCAACCAGAUCCAGAAGAAGCAGCAGAGCGUCUACAUGUUCCCCGAGGGAACCAGGAGCUACUCCAAGGAGCCCGAGCUGCUACCAUUCAAGAAGGGCGCUUUCCACUUGGCUGUCCAGGCUCAGGUUCCCAUUGUGCCAGUUGUCGUUGCCAACUAUAGCCACGUCCUUAACGUGAAGGACUUCGUCUUCAACGCCGGAGUCAUUCCUAUGAAGGUCCUCGACCCCAUCGACACCACCGGCCUCACCACCGCCGACGUCGACGAGCUCUGCAAGAACACGCGCGACCUCAUGCUUAAGGAACUCAUCGCCCUUACCGCCAAGGCCCGCGGCCAGUCCGUCUCCGACAUUCCCGUUGCUAACAAGUACCCGAGCGUGGCCAAGGCGUCCGGAACCGAUAUGCAGGUCGCCGCCUAAACGCAUAAUUUUAUACAAUUCGGCUGAGAAACAGCAGCUCCGUCGAUCCAGAAAUGCCAGGUGGAACUCUGCCCGUUUUGCUGCGCAGCAGCCCAGGACAGCGUGAAAUCCCAUCAGCCAGUCAGCCCCGCGACGAGGAUGGACUGAACUGGGAUUGAGAUUAGUACUUUUUACCCCCCUAAGAAGAGGGUGGGAUGAGGAAGAAGACGAGGAAGCAGCCGAUUUUCAGCACAGAAAUAGGAAAAUAGAGGAGAGAGGUAGAGCCGAGAAUUGCAUAUCUCAGCGGCAUGAUGGCUCGGAACUACCCUUUGAGUUUACGUGCAGGAGGAAGACAAGGAGGGGAUGAAGACUGCGCAAGAAGGAAUGAAAUCAAGAAUAUUAUGCGACAAAGACAGAGCUACUAGAACUAGACUAGCACAUCUUUCUAUAUAGGAUGGGAUACCCAGUUACCAGGUCACGUACUUGGGGGUUGUGAUGCGGUUUGGGGGUUGGGCCAUCUCCCUAACCUUUGAAAUCAAAGGGGGUUGACAAAAGGCGCCACUCAAGCCGCCUGACAACCCCCUUCUCGACUUCUGUUUCGUGGUUGGAUUGCUGGAUCUGUGGGAUCGGGUUCGUUGGCCGGCGGACGACCUGAGAAGAAGUGGAAGAGGGUUGGUGGCAAAAGGUGAUAAGCCAAUGGGAAAUACGAAAAGGAAGUGAAUAGAGAAUAUGAUACCCAUGUACUUAAGUGCAUUGCGUUGCGUUGCGGCACACGAACAUUCAGCUCGAGGAUCCGCGCCUGGCUUUCAACCGCUACAGUACCGUGAGAAGAUAAUUAUGUACACAACAACAUGUAAAAGUCUAACCAG